Lucilia cuprina (Australian sheep blowfly) is the source of this 3346-nucleotide messenger RNA. RefSeq names its product cation-independent mannose-6-phosphate receptor (gene Lerp). Lineage: Eukaryota; Metazoa; Arthropoda; Insecta; Diptera; Calliphoridae. Gene Ontology annotation, biological process: lysosomal transport. Gene Ontology annotation, cellular component: trans-Golgi network; plasma membrane; late endosome. Gene Ontology annotation, molecular function: insulin-like growth factor binding; signaling receptor activity; D-mannose binding. The record is from RefSeq and is a predicted model, not a curated record. The transcript is spliced from 17 exons. Bases 574 to 3150 code for a protein of 858 amino acids.
ACCUGCGCCAGUUUUGUCGUGAAUUUUCAAUUGCGCGGAUUGCAUUUGCAAGUUCUUAUUAGAUUAUUUUUUUGGUCUUUAAAAUUUAAUGUUAAAAAUUACGUUAAAAUAAAUAUAUGUAAAUAUAAUAUUGUUUAGCAACGCAUUAAUCAUUCGACCGUUUAAAAUUGUGUAAAUAAAAACAUAAAAGAGGUUUCGUGUAAAUUAUUGUGUAUUUUUAAUACCGGCGUUCGCGUCCAUUUUUUUUGAUAAAGCAAAAUAAUUUUCUACUAUCAUUUUACAAGUGUGUUAAUAAAAAAACAAUUAAAUAGAAAAAAAGUAAAUAAAGCACCAGUUAUUAAUUGAUAACAAGUGAUUAGUAAAAUUAAUAAAAAUGAAGUUCUUUGUUAAUUAAUUUAAAAGUGGAAAUACAUACAAAGUUAAAAAGUGCUAAAUUUAGCAAAUAGAUUACAAAAAAGAACAAAAUAAUUGCUUUUUAAUAACAAUAACAAUCUACCAACCAAACCACCCUUUUAAUACGUUUCACCUACAACAACAAAAACACCUGACUGUUGUUGUUAUUUUGAAGUCAUCAUGUUUAAAGACUUGACGCCAAUUUGGUGCCUUCUUUUAAUAGGAUGCAAGGUCAUGCAUGCGGCCAGUGUUGGCAAUGAAAAUCCUUUGAUUCUAUCCACCAAUGAAUGCUCCAUUACAGAGCCAGUCUAUGGUCAUAAAUUCGAUUUUAGUGCCUUACAUUCAGAUUUUGCACAUCUUACACGAAGUGAUUUGGGUGAUACAUUUGAAUUUAAUAUAUGCGGUAAUAUAACACGUAAAUGUAAUAAUCGCUCUGAUGUUGCUGCUUGUCUCAAAAGAUCCGAUGAUAAAGAAUAUAUAUUGGGUACUCAACAUCAAUUAAACUAUCAUAAUGGCAAAAUGUACUUUAGUUUUUCCAAUGGCGAAAAAUGUUCCAGUUCUAAUAAAAAAGAUGAAACCUAUCAAUUGCAUGUAUUUUUAGGUUGUGAUUAUACAUUGGAUAAAAAUCAAUCACGCGUAACAUCAUAUGCUCCUGAUGCUUGUUCUUUUUACAUAACCUUUGAAACGCCAUUGGCCUGUUUACCAGAACCGGACAGCGUUAAAGGUAAUAUUUGCAAUGUGCACGAUAGCAGUACAGGUCAUACAUUCGACCUAAUGCCACUAAGUGAUAAUAAUUACAGAACAAUUGACCGCCAAGGAAAUGUUUUUGUAAUUAACAUUUGCAAACCAGUAUUGUAUGGAGAAAAUGCUAUGUGUCCGGCUGAUAGCAGUGUUUGCUUUUUGAAACUUAAUGAAACUGACUAUAAAAAGAAAUUUAUUAACUAUGGUACAGUUCAACCUAAACCUGUCCUUGAAAAUGGACAUUUAAUAAUGCGACACAUUUCACCAUCACCCUGCAAUACAACAACAAAUUAUUCAUCAACCAUUUAUUUCUAUUGUGAUAAAGAAGUAAAGAAUGCCCAUCCGGAAUUAAUGGGUCUACAUGGCUGUUCAUAUGAAUUUUCAUUUCUUACUCCGUUGGCCUGUAAUGAUUUUCCACCUUGUACUGUUAUAACACAUGAUAACGAAAUAAUUAAUAUGAGUUCGUUAAUGGAUAAACCAUUUAAAUUGCAGCAGGAUAAUCAAAAUUAUAUAUUCUCUGUAUGUUCAUCGGCCGGUAGCCCUUGUAUGGAAAAUGAUGGGGCUUGUCUAUUUAACAAUCAAUCGAAUGGUCUGGGUAUGUUCAAUACAAAUUUACGUAUCAAUCAAACUGGCGCACCAUAUUUAUUGUACGAAAAUGGCGUCAUUUGCACUGACAAAGAAAAUACGAAAUGGUCAACAAAAAUUGAAUUUGUUUGUGCCAACAAAACUAGUAACAGUAUGGGUCCAAAAAUAAUUGAAAAUUCUCAUUGUCAGCUUUUAAUACACUAUGAAACUGAUUUGGCCUGCCAAGAACAAAUCGAUUGCAAAGCCAAAGUCUACGUAGAACACUCUGAAGAUGUGGCCGAUAUGGAGUUAAUCGAUUUAACACCACUAAUAAAUACAGUCGAUAACUAUGAAGCUGAAAUAGAUUCAACUAUAAUUACUGCACAACAAGUGACCAAAUCGACUAAGUUUUUCCUAAAUGUCUGCCGACCAUUAGUGCCUAAAAAUGGUUUAGGUUGUAAAGGUGGUACUGCCGUAUGUAUGGGUAAAAUUGAUAGUAACACCGGUAAGCUGGAAGAAGAACAGAGUCUUGGUUUUCCUUUGGCAUCAUUAGUAGCUGUUAAUCGUACAAAUGCCCAAUUGCGGUAUUUAAUGGGUGACAUCUGUCCCGAAGAUAAAAACUUGCUAUUAUCAUCAAGAAUUGAAUUUUAUUGUAAUAUGCGUGCUGGACGGGGUACACCAAAAUUGCGUAAAUACGCUGACUGUCAUUAUGAAUUCACAUGGGCAACGAAUGUUAUUUGUCCACCGCAUAUGUGUGAUUUCGAAGAGAAAACAUGUGAAAUUAAAAAUUCUGAACUGGGUGUCAGCUAUAAUUUAAAGAAGGCAACCUUUGGACAUGAGGGUAAAAUUAAGAUUUCUAAGGAUAACAAAGAAUUUACUUUAGAUUUUUGUGAUGAAAAAAAUGUUCAUAAGGCUGUUACUGAUUAUAGUCAAGGUUUGGUGAAUCUAUUUUUCAUGACUAAUGGUUCCUGCAAUUCAAAUGGUCUUAUCAACGUACAAAUGCGUUUAAUUUGUAGCAGCUCUACCGAAGAACCUUUAACAUCCUUUAGUGGGUGCAAUCUCCUGUAUAUACAAAAAACACCUGAAAUUUGUGAAUUUUUGGGUUUAGUAAAAUAUACAGCAACAACUACAACUACAGAACCCUCUACCAGCCAAACAACAGAAUCCAAUAAAAAACCCAAUACAAAUGGUGAUGAUGGUAAUAAACAUCCUGCUGAAAGAACAGGAUCUAUAGGAACAAUAUUGGCCACAAUAUUAUCGGUAACAUUCUUUGUGGCCUGUCUGGGAAUGUUUGCAUUUUCGCCAGAACGUCGUAAUAGUUUAAGACGUUUAUUUAACAGAACUGGUAUGACGGCAAUAUACAGAAGAGUACCCAAUAGUGAAGAAGGCAAUUUAUUACUUAAUCCAAAUGGUGAAUUUACAGAGUCAGACGAUGAAGAUAUGCUACUUUAAAACUUAAGUAAACAUUUUGCCAAAAUAAACCAACCAGUAACUAAAGUAUGAAAUAUGAUCUUUUGCUGUUUAUCUGCCUCUCUAUAUAAAAAUGAAAGAACUCUAGCAAAAAGGAAUUAUAAAUAUAAAAAUAAUGUUCUAAAUAUUUUUGUAAUAAAUUUUACUAAAUGCUAAGCUUAAAACUAUAAAAAUUAUA